CACCCCACCUCCUCUCUCUCUCUCUCGUUCAUGCAGGAAAAUGGCAGAGGCCAGUAUUUCAGUAGAUCAGGAUCAGUUCAGCUGUCCAGUGUGUCUGGAUCUCCUGAAUGAUCCAGUGACUAUUCCCUGUGGUCACAGUUUCUGUAAGGUGUGUAUUAAUACUCACUGGGAUCAGGAGGAUGUGAAGGGCGUCUACAGCUGUCCUCAGUGUAGAGAGACUUUCACUCCAAGGCCUGUUCUACGCAGGAACAACAUGCUGGCUGAAGUGGUGGAGAAACUGAAGAAGACUGAACUCCAAGCUGCUUCUCCUGCUCACUGUUACGCUGGACCUGGAGAUGUGGAGUGUGAUUCCUGCACCGGGAGAAAACACAAAGCUGUCAAGUCCUGUCUGGUUUGUCAGGCCUCCUUUUGUGAAGAUCAUCUUAAACCUCACUAUCAGUCUCCUGCCUUUAAGAAGCACAAGUUAGUUGAAGCCUGUGCAGAGCUCCAAGAGAAGAUCUGCUCUGAACAUGACAAACUGAUGGAGAUCUACUGUCGUACUGACCAAAGCUUCAUCUGUUACUUGUGUACGAUGGAUCAACACAAAGGUCAUGAUACAGUUUCAGCUAAAGCAGAAAGAACUAAAAAACAGAAUGAGGUAAAAGAAGAGCAGACGAAAUCCCAGCAGAGGAUCCAGGACAAGCAGAAGAAGGCGCAGGAGCUGAAACAGACUGUGGACAUUAUUAAGAUGUGUUCACAGGCAGCAGUAGAUGACAGUGAGAUGAUCUUUACUGAACUGAUCAGCUCCAUGGAGAAAAAGCGCUCAGAGGUGAUGGAGCUGAUCAGAGCUCAGGAGAAAGCUGAAGUGAGUCGAGCUGAACGACUCCUGAAUCAACUGGAGCAGGAGAUUGCUGAUCUUAAGAGGAGAGUCACUGAGCUGGAGCAGCUUUCACACACACAUGAUGACAUCCACUUCCUCCAGAGUUUCCCGUCUCUCUGUGUUUCUCCUGGAUGUGACGACUCACCCAGCUUCACUGUCAAUCAACACAUCUCAUUUGAUAAAGUGAUGAAAUCUCUCUCAGGUCUGAAAAUCCAAGUCCAGGAAAUCUAUGAGGAGAAAUUCAACAAAAUCCAACCACAAGCUGCAGCUGUUCGGGUGAUCUUACCCUCAGUUCUAAAAAGCAGAGAAGAUUUUUUGCAGUAUUUCUGUUAUCUGACUCUGAAUCCCAACACAGCAAAUCGUCAACUCAUUCUAUCUGAGAAGAACAGAGUGGUGACACGCAAUAGAACACGUCAGCGAUACUCUGAUCAUCCAGAGAGAUUUGACUCCUGGAUUCAGGUGUUGUGUAAGGAGAGUGUGUGUGGACGCUGUUACUGGGAGGUGGAGAGGAGCAAUGACAUAGAAAUAUCAGUCUCCUAUAAAGAGAUCAACAGAAAAGGACGGGGUUAUGAGAGUUUGUUUGGGCGCAACAGUCAGUCCUGGAGUCUGGAGUGUUCUUCUCCUUCUGUCUUUUUUUGGCACAACAACAUUAAGACUGAGAUCCGAGGUCCAUCAUCCUCCAGAAUAGGAGUGUAUGUGGAUCACAGUGCAGGAACUCUGUCCUUCUACAGUGUCUCUGACACCAUGAGGCUCCUCCAUAGAGUCCACACCACAUUCACUCAGCCGCUGUACGCUGGGUUCUGGCUCAUUCGUUGUAACUCAGUUGUGAAGUUAUGUGAUCCAACUGAAAUGUAAAAAAAAACAUUUAUUUUUCCUUAACCAGUUUUUGGUCAAGGGCCUGCUUUAAAAAAGUUCAUGCAAAGCAGAAUGCAAAAAAAAUCUAUAAUUAAAAUAAGCAUUUAACAAACUUCAUUUUUUUUUAAAUAACUAUAAACAAACUACAAAUACACACAAAUAUAUAUCAAUAGCCUAAGCUCAGGAAUUGUUUUAGGAUUCGUGUCAGAACUGUCUCAGUGGCACAAAUCUGAGGAAGAGACCCAUUGUUUCAGAGGCACAAAUCUGAGGAAGAGACCCAAACACCUUCUGCAGCUUUGUAGGUGUCACAUUAGCCUCCAUAAUUCUUAAACAAAAGAUUUUUGAAAAAGUAGAGACAAAAGUCCAAACCAUACAUCCAUUUUCUGCAAUUCUUUCACACCAAACUGUUUGAAUCCCUCUGGUCUAAUGAAACUAAAAUGAUCUUUUGUCAAAAUGACAAGCAUUCAGUCUGUAACAAACCAGGAACGCUCAUCAGAUGGGUAAGUCCAACUCUCCUGUGAAGCCUGCUGGUGGCAGUAUCAUGUUUGGAGAUGUUUUUCAGCUGCAUGAGAUACUCAUCAUUAUUGUAGGAACUAAUCAAAGUUCUUUGAAGAUGUGUACAAAAAAUUUAGCUUUCAACAUGACAAUGACCCGAAACACAUGUUAAGUGUUAAGACACGUGUAUCUGUUUUUGAGUGGUUCACCCAGCUUCACUGUCAAUCAACAUCUCAUUUGAUGUAGUGAGGAAAUCUCUCAGAUCUGAAAAAAAAAAAUCUAAAAUUUGUGAGGACUAAUUCAACAAAAUCAGACCACAAGGUGAACAAACAAACAUUGUUUCUGUAUCAGUAAAAAGAGCCAAAAUUUCAUCUAACAGGAAUAAGAAGUAAGCAGGACCAAGACUGCAGAAAAUCACACAGUAUUAGCAUCAGUCUUGUAAAUGAUAUCAAGAUCAAUUUAGCAGAAAAAGUACAAAUGUAGGAGCUAUUUGUCUAUUUUUGUUUGUGUAAUGUUAAAAUUUUGUUUAUUUCUAUAGUUUAUUUUUUGGUCUUUUGUGUUAAUUUAUGUUAAUUAGAAUAUGUUUACUUUUCUUAGUAUUCUUCUAAUUCGAUUUCUAACAGUAUUUCUUUUCUAUUGGGUUAGGACAUGUGCACCUACUGUAGGGGAUAAAAGGGGUUCAGUUGUGGCAACCCAGUAUGCACCUGGGUGGGCCUAUGGUUUUUUUUACCAGUUUGUCAAGCCAGUUGGGCACAGGGAGCAGGAGAUGCAAAAUUCUUUGUUUGCAAAAUUCUUUGAUUCAUAUAAAUCCCUUUUAAUAAAGCUCAUCAAACGCA
This is a messenger RNA of Tachysurus vachellii, 3045 nucleotides long. RefSeq names its product E3 ubiquitin/ISG15 ligase TRIM25-like. NCBI's taxonomy places the organism in Eukaryota, Metazoa, Chordata, Actinopteri, Siluriformes, Bagridae. The coding region runs from base 41 to 1714 and encodes 557 amino acids. The record is from RefSeq and is a predicted model, not a curated record. The transcript is spliced from 6 exons. Gene Ontology annotation, molecular function: protein binding; zinc ion binding.